Messenger RNA from Triticum turgidum subsp. durum (durum wheat), 1263 nucleotides. NCBI's taxonomy places the organism in Eukaryota, Viridiplantae, Streptophyta, Magnoliopsida, Poales, Poaceae. The record is from the annotation of a GenBank genome assembly.
AUGCCGCUGCUGCCGCGCCGGCCGCCGGCGGCGCUCUACGUCCCGGUGCGGGGCCUCCUCGAGGCCCGCGUGCCGUGGGGCCGGGACCGCGCGCUGGACCACGUCGUGGAGCGGGAGCGCCACCUCGUGCCCUUCCUCCUCACCAAGGACGCGCUCCUCACGGCCGCGCCGCCGCCGCACGCCGUGCCGCUCCACGCGCUGCCCUCCACCAUCCCCUUCCCCUUCCGCCCGCUCCGCUUCCUCCGCCUCUACGCCUCCGCCUUCGCGCUCUCGCCGCACCCCGUCACCGUCUCGCCCACGCACAGGCUCAGCGCGCUCCACCUCGACGAGGCGCAGGCCGUCGACGCCACCCGCGCCGACGCCGCCGACCGCCUGCUGCGCCUCCUCAUGCUCGCGCCCUCCCGCGCGCUCCCGCUCCACCUCGUCGCGCGCAUCCGCCUCGACCUCGGCCUCCCCUCCGACUUCCCCCGCUCGCUCCUCCCGCACUACCCGGACUACUUCGCGCUCUCCGCCGACGGCCGCCUCCUCGAGCUCGUCUGCUACCGGAAGGACCUCGCCGUGUCGGCCGUGCAGUCCUACGCGCAGCGGACCGGCGGCUACAAGGUCGGCGACCCCAUCGCCUUCCAGCUCUCGUUCCCCCGUGGAUUUGAGCUCGACAAGAACGUUCGCAAGUGGCUGGAUGAGUGGCAGAAGCUGCCUUACAUCUCGCCGUACGAAGAUGGUUCACACCUGGCUCCGAGGAGCGACAUCACGGAGAAGAGGACUGUGGCGGUGCUGCACGAGGCGCUCAGCCUCACUGUGGGGAAGAAGAUGGAGAAGGAGGUUUUGGUCAAGCUUGGGGAGGCUCUUAGGCUACCGCCGGGGUUCAGGAAGGUGCUUGCGAGGCACCCAGGGAUUUUCUACCUGUCGCAUAAGCUGAGGACCCAAACGGUGGUGCUCCGGGAAGCCUACCGGAGGCAUAUGUUGGUGGACAAGCACCCAAUGAUGGGGAUAAGGUAUCAGUUCCUGCAUUUGAUGCAUAUGGGGAGGGAGGAGGCUGGUAAAGCAAAGGGCAAGGAGAGGAAGACAGUUCGUGGCGACCAAAUGAUGGGAGACGACUAUGGUGCAGAUGGGGAGAAUGAGGAUGACUAUGAUGAUGAGGAGGAUGAAGAAGAGGAUGAGGAGAACAUUGAAGCGGGUGUUGCUUCACAGGACGAGGAGAGCGAUGACGAGGAUACAGAGAACAGGGGAGAAACUGGAGAACCGCAGCAAGCCGCUAACUGA